Acanthoscelides obtectus is the source of this 732-nucleotide messenger RNA. The record is from the annotation of a GenBank genome assembly. Lineage: Eukaryota; Metazoa; Arthropoda; Insecta; Coleoptera; Chrysomelidae.
GUCAAAACAAAAUGAAACGUCAUAGUCAAACGUCAUAUUAAAUUGAUUUUUUAGUUUUUUUACAUCAAAGCCAAAAAGAAUUUUUAUGUAUUUGAAAAAUAUAUAAACACAAUAAACUUAUCUAGUGAGGCACAUAAAUACAAUACAAUGGCUAAUAAAACACAAAACUUAAGAACCAAAUGGAGCCUGGAUAGUAUAAGAACGAACCGUGUUUCUGCUGAAGCUUUAGCCUCUCCACCUGGUUACUCAUCGUCAAGCGUAAACUCGAAUGCAGAAGUUUCGAAGAAGACGGACGUGUCUCGUCUGAUAAACAAAAAGUCUUGGGACAUUGCUCUGGCCCCAUUAAAACAAGUACCGAUGAACCUGUUCAUCAUGUACAUGGCUGGGAACUCUAUUUCUAUAUUCCCUAUAAUGAUGGUUGGGAUGUUAUUCAUGAAACCAUUGCAAGCUAUUUGGUCUGCAAAAACUACUUUCAAAAUGAUGGAGACCUCAAAUGCUAUACUACAAAUGAUUGUGUAUAUUCUUGGGAAUUUUGUGAAUAUAGGACUUGCUCUUUAUAAAUGUCACAGUAUGGGGUUGUUGCCCACACAUGCAAGUGAUUGGCUAGCCUUUGUUGAACCACCAACUCGGUUAGAAUACUUAGGAGGAGGAAUGAUACUUAAUUAAGUUCACAGUAUCUAUAUGUGUAUAUUUAAAUUAAUGUAUAAGAAAUAAAAUUGAUAAUGUUGCUAU